GUGGUGGGCAUCCUGGUUGGCGUCAGUGUCAUCGUGCUGGUGGCCUCUCCUCUCCUCCUGCUGGCUUCACCCUGCAUCCUGUGCUGCCUGUGCAAGCCCUGCCGAGGCAAAAAGAAGAGGAGGAAGAAGAAAGAGCUCACGCAGACAGACAUACAGCCAGAACUCAGUCCCACCAAGUCAUAAAGAGAGACUGCUCCUUCUUCUCACCACGGUCUGGGAAUGGAUCCAUURAGUCAYUUCAGGKACUGAUUUUAAUUCA
Molecule: messenger RNA, 259 nt
Organism: Salvelinus sp. IW2-2015
Lineage: Eukaryota; Metazoa; Chordata; Actinopteri; Salmoniformes; Salmonidae
Source: RefSeq, a predicted model, not a curated record